UCCUGCCCGGAAGAUGAGCGGCACCAGUACCAGGUCCAACCACCUGUCUCAGCCCGUGGUGAAGAGCGUGCUGGUGUACCGCAAUGGGGACCCCUUCUUCGCCGGGCGCCGCGUGGUCAUCCACGAGAAGAAGGUGUCCAGCUUUGAUGUCUUCCUGAAGGAGGUGACAGGCGGCGUUCAGGCGCCCUUUGGGGCAGUCAGGAAUAUCUACACUCCGCGCUCGGGCCACCGCAUCCGGAAGCUAGACCAGAUUCAGAGUGGGGGCAACUACGUGGCUGGAGGCCAGGAAGCCUUCAAGAAACUCAAUUACUUGGACAUAGGAGAAACCAAGAAAAGACCAGUGGAAGUUGUUAAUACAGAGGUAAAGCCAGUAAUCCAUAGCAGGAUCAAUGUGUCAGCUCGCUUUAGAAAACCGCUCCAGGAGCCCUGCACCAUCUUCUUGAUUGCAAAUGGAGACCUCAUAAGCCCAGCGUCUCGUCUCCUUAUCCCAAGAAAAGCCUUGAAUCAGUGGGAUCAUGUACUACAAAUGGUCACAGAGAAAAUAACUCUGAGGAGUGGGGCCGUCCAUAGACUUUAUACUUUAGAAGGAAAACUUGUUGAAAGUGGCUCAGAAUUAGAGAAUGGGCAGUUUUAUGUAGCUGUUGGCAGAGAUAAGUUUAAGAAAAUGCCUUAUAGCGAAUUACUUUUUGACAAGUCAACAAUCAGAAGGCCUUAUGGCCAGAAAGCCUCAUCAUUACCUCCUAUUGUAGGAUCCAGAAGGUCUAAAGGGAAUGGGAAUGAUCGCCAAUCAAAGUCAACAAUUGGAUACAGUGACAAUUCAUCUCCACAACCCUCAAAGAGAAAAGGGAAAAAAGAAGAUGCUGUAAAUUCAGAAAAACACACAAAGGUGAAACAAAAUGCAAAGUUAAAGAAUUCAGCACAAAUGGUUCCGAACAGUGAUGAAGGCGUUUUCAAAGCCGGAGCUGAGAGAUCUGAAACGCGGGGGGCAGCAGAAGUCCAAGAAGAUGAAGAUACUCAGGUUGAGGUUCCAGUUGAUCAGAGGCCAGCAGAAAUAGUAGAUGAGGAAGAAGAUCAAGAGAAAGAAAUCAAAGAUACAGAACAGAAAGAUUUUUCAGGAAUGAAUGGAGAAGUUGAAGAAGUCAGUGAUCAGGCAGCUACAAACCCAGAGCAAGCCAAGGAGACCCUGGAUCAUGGAGAGGAGCAGGCAGGCGCUGCUCGUGUAAAUGCAGGCACUGAUGAAGAAAAUGGUGAGGAACUGGACCAGGUUAAUAAUGAGCCUCAGUCAGAAGCAGAUGAGGGAAAAAAGUCUCAAGCAGUUGGCGAUGGACAGGAUGAGGCUGAAUUAGACCCUCAAAGACCACCACGACCAGAAGUAAAAGUCACUAGUCCACAAGAAAAUGACAACAAUGAACAAAACAAGGACUAUCCUGCUGUGGCUUAG
Elephantulus edwardii (Cape elephant shrew) is the source of this 1441-nucleotide messenger RNA. RefSeq names its product doublecortin domain containing 2 (gene DCDC2). The transcript has 10 exons. Gene Ontology annotation, biological process: intracellular signal transduction; regulation of cilium assembly; neuron migration. NCBI's taxonomy places the organism in Eukaryota, Metazoa, Chordata, Mammalia, Macroscelidea, Macroscelididae. The record is from RefSeq and is a predicted model, not a curated record. Bases 14 to 1441 code for a protein of 475 amino acids. Gene Ontology annotation, cellular component: microtubule; microtubule organizing center; kinocilium.